Miscanthus lutarioriparius is the source of this 1947-nucleotide messenger RNA. The record is from the annotation of a GenBank genome assembly. NCBI's taxonomy places the organism in Eukaryota, Viridiplantae, Streptophyta, Magnoliopsida, Poales, Poaceae.
AUGGAGGCGGCGCCUCCAUCUUCUCCCCCCUCCCUGGUGGAGCUACUCUUGCUGCUGCUCAUCAUCUCCUCCCCUUGCAGCGCUCUCCUCUCCCCCAAGGGCGUCAACCCUGAAGUACAAGCUCUGAUGACGAUCAAGAACAUGCUCGAGGACCCCCAUGGCGUGCUCAAGAACUGGGACCAGAACUCCGUGGAUCCCUGCAGCUGGACCACCGUCAGCUGCUCGCUGGAGAAUUUCGUCACCAGACUGGAGGUCCCAGGCCAGAACCUCUCUGGCCUGCUCUCCCCAAGCUUAGGGAACCUGACCAAUCUUGAGACUCUUCUCCUGCAGAACAACAACAUCACCGGCCCAAUCCCGGCAGAGAUUGGCAAGCUUACAAAGCUUAAGACACUUGAUCUCUCUAGCAACCACCUGUAUGGUGGAAUCCCCACUUCUGUGGGCCACCUUGAGAGCCUGCAGUACCUGAGGCUCAACAACAACACCCUGUCUGGUCCAUUCCCUUCAGCAUCAGCUAAUUUGUCCCAGCUUGUUUUCCUAGACUUGUCAUAUAAUAACCUGAGUGGUCCAAUACCGGGAUCUUUGGCAAGAACAUUCAACAUAGUUGGGAAUCCUCUCAUCUGCGGCACCAACACCGAGAAAGAUUGCUAUGGGACUGCCCCAAUGCCACCAGUGUCCUACAACCUCAAUAGCUCACAGGGUGCUCUGCCACCGGCAAAAUCUAAAAGCCACAAGUUUGCAAUUGCAUUUGGUACAGCAAUUGGUUGCAUCAGCUUCCUCUUCCUUGCUGCUGGAUUUCUGUUCCGGUGGAGGCACCGUAGAAACCGGCAGAUCCUUUUCGAUGUCGAUGACCAACACAUGGAGAACGUUAGCCUUGGAAACGUGAAGAGGUUCCAGUUCAGGGAGCUUCAGUCUGCGACAGACAAUUUCAGCAGCAAGAACAUACUAGGAAAAGGUGGCUUUGGAUACGUCUACAGAGGGCAGCUCCCUGAUGGAACUCUUGUGGCUGUGAAGCGACUGAAGGACGGCAAUGCUGCAGGCGGUGAGGCACAGUUUCAGACUGAGGUUGAGAUGAUCAGCUUGGCACUGCACAGAAAUCUUCUCAGGCUCUAUGGGUUCUGCAUGACUGCCACUGAGAGGUUGCUGGUCUAUCCAUACAUGUCAAAUGGAAGCGUUGCAUCACGCCUGAAAGGGAAGCCACCUUUGGACUGGGUGACCAGGAAGAGGAUAUCUCUUGGCGCAGGGAGGGGGCUACUGUACCUGCACGAACAGUGUGACCCCAAGAUCAUACACAGGGAUGUCAAAGCAGCCAACAUCCUGCUAGAUCACUGCUGCGAGGCUAUUGUUGGUGACUUUGGGCUCGCUAAACUCCUCGAUCAUCGGGAUUCACAUGUCACCACUGCGGUGCGAGGCACUGUUGGUCACAUUGCGCCUGAGUACCUCUCCACUGGUCAAUCGUCUGAGAAGACCGACGUCUUCGGAUUUGGCAUCCUGCUACUGGAGCUGAUCACCGGUCAGACUGCACUAGAGUUUGGAAAGGCAGCAAACCAGAAGGGAGCCAUGCUUGAUUGGGUGAAGAAGAUGCACCAGGAGAAGAAGCUGGACGUGCUGGUGGAUAAGGGGCUGAGGGGCGGGUAUGACAGGAUCGAACUAGAGGAGAUGGUGCAGGUGGCGUUGCUGUGCACGCAGUACCUCCCCGGCCACCGGCCAAAGAUGUCAGAGGUGGUCCGGAUGCUGGAAGGUGAUGGGCUUGCAGAAUGGUGGGAGGCUUCGCAGCGCGCGGACUCGCACAAGUUCAAGGUGCCUGAUUUCACUUUCACCGCUGCUACUCCAACCUUACCGACGACUCGUCACUGCUGGUGCAGGCCGUCGAGUUGUCAGGCCCAAGAUGACACCACCACCACCACCAGUUUGCACUUGUACAGCAUAAGCACCGAUAAUCCUGUGUAG